This is a messenger RNA of Diversispora eburnea, 216 nucleotides long. The record is from the annotation of a GenBank genome assembly. NCBI's taxonomy places the organism in Eukaryota, Fungi, Glomeromycota, Glomeromycetes, Diversisporales, Diversisporaceae.
AUGGAUCUGGGAAUUAAUAUUAAUUCUAAAUCUAGUAUUAUCAAUAUUGAUCGUGCUACUCAAACUACAUCCCCAAUUAUUCAUGAACAAGAAAUCCAAAUUGAAUCCAGUACAUCCUCUAAUGCACACGCAAAAAGUAAAGUUUUGGAAUUAUUUACUAAACCAUAUGGUCCACCCAAAAGUCGCAAAACAAAAUGUCAUGAAUGUGGGAAAUGA